AUGGUAAUAACUUGUUGUCAUGGUUACGCGUACAUGCAGGUGGCGGCGACCGACCACGACUCGGAAGCUUACGGUGACGUCAUGUACGCCAUAGUGCACGUGUCGGCGGCAGCAACCGACAAGUUCUCCAUCAACCCGCAGAGUGGCCUUAUACAGGUGCUGCCAUCUGCCGUGAUGCAGCGUGGCGCCACCUACAGCAUAACGGUACAGGCUGCGGACGGUGCGCAGGGUGCGAUGCAGAGGGUGUCGCAGGCGAUCGUAGAAGUGACGGUGCAAGCGUCGGCCGCACAAAGUGCACCUUACUUUGAAAUUGUCAACUACACCGUGGCGGUCAGCGAAGGAACACCUGUUGGUACGCCGCUAGUCAAAUUACAGGCGAGAGACCUAGAUGGCGACACCGUCUCGUACGAGAUUUACCCGCCAAAUACGGACUUCGCCGUCGAUGCCGACACGGGCGUCGUCACUAUACAGCGCCCCCUAGAUUACGAGGAGCUAUCGGUGCGCCACCUGUCGGUUAGGGCCAACGACAGAAAGACAAUGCCGGUAAGCUGA
Messenger RNA from Priapulus caudatus, 552 nucleotides. Its product is annotated as cadherin EGF LAG seven-pass G-type receptor 2-like. Bases 1 to 552 code for a protein of 183 amino acids. NCBI's taxonomy places the organism in Eukaryota, Metazoa, Priapulida, Priapulimorpha, Priapulimorphida, Priapulidae. Gene Ontology annotation, molecular function: calcium ion binding. The record is from RefSeq and is a predicted model, not a curated record. Gene Ontology annotation, biological process: homophilic cell-cell adhesion. The transcript has 3 exons. Gene Ontology annotation, cellular component: membrane.